AUGCUGCUCUCCGUAUUCCUCGCCCUGUUCCUCCCCUGCGCCGGGAUGAGCGCUCUGUUCGUCGUCUACAUUUGCCUCCUCUGGUUCGCCUCCAAUCCACCCAUCAAUCCCCCGCCGAACAACGACGAUUUGAAGCCCCCUGCCAAAAAAGGCCUCUCCGCCGAGGAGCUCGAAAACCUCCCCAAGGUCGCCGGGAAGGAGCUCACGAUGGGGGACGAAUGCGCCGUCUGCCUCGACGAGAUCGAGCCGGAGCAAAUCGCGCGAAGGAUUCCGGUCUGCAAUCACGGAUUCCACAUCGAUUGCGCGGACAAGUGGCUGUCGAAGCACCCGUUCUGCCCCGUCUGCCGCGGUAAAAUCGACCGCCAAAGCCUGAUCGGUUCCGCCGGCGGCGGCGGCGGAGGAGGGGAAGUAGAAGGCGAUGAUGACAGUCCUGUUUGA
Messenger RNA from Linum tenue, 438 nucleotides. Lineage: Eukaryota; Viridiplantae; Streptophyta; Magnoliopsida; Malpighiales; Linaceae. The record is from the annotation of a GenBank genome assembly.